Desarmillaria tabescens is the source of this 1217-nucleotide messenger RNA. RefSeq lists its product as uncharacterized. Lineage: Eukaryota; Fungi; Basidiomycota; Agaricomycetes; Agaricales; Physalacriaceae. The record is from RefSeq and is a predicted model, not a curated record. The transcript has 7 exons. Bases 276 to 803 code for a protein of 175 amino acids.
CCCCCGACAGCAAAAUUGAUAUGCGCGUAGACGAGCCUGGGAAUCCACAAGUUCGUCAAAUCCGAGCUUACGCUGGGAAAUCAGGGUCACCCCUGUUCCAAUCGUAAUAGCCUCCCGCUAUCUCCGGCAAAGAACACAGCUCCCAAUCAACCAAAGAGUAUAAGAAUGGACGCAUUCCGUGUGCAGGCACGAUUCCCGAGUGGGUAAUACAGAGUGAAUAGACGAAUCUCCAGUCAAAAUUGGGGGUGCAGGUGCAGGUGCAGGUGCGGGAAAGAAUGCUUCGCAAUGCGAUGGUCUUGACAGUGCCAUGCACCGCCUCCUGUGCCGAAACGCAAAAGACGAGAUGGUCGAUGUCUGAUUGCUUCGAGUGCGGGUUCCAUUCGAGAUGUUGUCAUUUGGUGUAUAUGGAGAGAAAAGGAUGUUCCGCGGGGGGUAUAUAUAGUAUACGAUCUCGAGAGAGGAGGAAGAAUUGUCUCAUUCUGGUGAUGUGUACAUCCGCGGGUCCAUACAUAGAACUUAGUGGCUCCGCAAGUGCGAGAAGCUGGUGUACGUGGUUGCAAGCUUCCUGGUGGUCUGUCUCGCUCUCACCAGUACAUCUGACAAGAUUCCUCCUCUAUCCUCGAAAAACUCGACUUCACGCGUAUGUAGUACCACGGAAACCUCAGGUGCUUGCAAUAUGGGGAACACGUCAAGUUCGAGGCAGGGAAAUGAUAUUCUGUGCUGACGCAGCAGUACCCUUUAAUACAUUGCGGCGAAAAGUACCAACUGCAAGCGAGGAAACACUUGUGAUGGUACGCCAAUAACAACGCAGCUCGUGUAAAGGCAUUUUCUGAAGCUGGCCACGACAUUUAUACCACACCUAGCUAGCCUGAUGUGACUGCAUAGCCCUCUCUGUAUAUCUUCGCUGUAGAUGCCCCCGUUGCAUUGAGAAAAGAUGGAAUGAAUAUUGAGGAUUCAGAAUUCAAUUAUUGUCGUGGUAUGACGUGAAGGGUAGGCAGGACCGUUCGCGAUGCACAGCCUACAUGUACAUACUCUGUUAACGAGACGACAGUGACAGAGUCCUCAUUCCAUCUAACAGUGGGUGCUCCCUUUUCCGAAGCCGCUCACAAAGGCGGAACAUCUUGAAGAACGAUCCACGAUCCUGGAAAGGGAGCGUAACCAUGAGAAUGCCACAAAGAUAUUCGGUCUUCGAUAUUUAUCUCAAUACAACUUCAAGC